GCGCCAGAAACGUCAGAAUAAAACGCGAACCAAAUCGCUCAUUAUGUCUUCUUGUGUAUAAAAAUUCGUAGCUUUGCUUAAAUUUAACAUUUUUUCAGUAAAAGUUUAAUAGUUCGUGCUGUUAGUGGUUUCCUGAUAUCCCUUCUUGGGCAUUAUGUCCAAUCACUACGACAUACCUUCAUGGGCUGGUAAGCCGCCCACGGGUCUGCACCUGGAUGUUAUGAAGGAAGACAAAUUGGUUCAGAAGCUGAUGAUCGACGAAAAGAAAUGCUACCUUUUCGGUCGUAAUCCUCAGAUGAACGACUUCUGCAUCGACCAUGCGUCCUGCUCUCGUGUCCACGCCGCAUUCGUCUACCACAAGCAUCUGAACAUUGCGUAUCUGGUCGAUUUGGGCUCAACCCACGGCACGUACAUCGGUUCGGUUCGGUUGGAGGCUCACAAGCCAACUCAGUUGCAGAUUAACUCAACGUUCCAUUUCGGCGCAUCGACUAGGCACUACAUGCUCCGGGAGAGGCCAAACGUCCGGUCGAAUAUAAUGGAAGACAUCCCGAUGAUGGAUACCAGCGAUGGAACAUAUCUUGGGCUUCCCGAGAGUCAAACCGAGCUCGAUAAUUUGACUGAAUACAACACCGCUCAUAACCGAAGGAUUUCUAUGCUGGGCAUUGCCGAUGAGACCAGCAACUAUAAGAAGAACAUGAAAAACAAAAGAAAAAGGAAAGGCGUUCAGUUCAAUGAAGAUGAAAUUGUCAUCAACCCUGAAGACAUCGAUCCAAGCAUUGGACGGUUCCGCAAUCUGGUGUCGUCAACGGUUGUUCCAGUGCAAGCCAAACGUACAAAACUCGAUGUCCACGCGAUGGGUCUUUCCACGUCGCCUUCCUCCAGCAAAACGCUUCAUCAUUCACAUAGCCUGGUGCCCAGUUUGUAUCAUGGAAUUGACGAUCAAAUGCAUGACGACCGUGGCUCACCCGGCAAUACAUCCGGAUUCGCUUUCAAUAUGGACACUACACCCAGCGGACUCACCACAAAGUUGGGCAUCAUCCUACCGAAUCCGGCACCGGACGUUGAUCCGGCCAGUUCCAACACUGCACUGAUGCCUCCUCCCAUCUACACCAAUAUGGCCCCGAAAAGUGUCAAAAUUGUCGACAAGCCGGAAGUUUCGGACGAACCCAAGAAGAAGAAAUAUGCCAAGGAGCAGUGGCCUGGACGAAAACCACUCGGAUUGGGUGGAUUCUAAUCCAUAAUACUUUACAAUGUUAUAAUUGUAGAAUUUAUUUAUAUCGGUGUGACUAUAUUUGGUAGGCUGACAAAUUUACCGAAUUUGAAUUAACAUAUACUAAUCGAACGUUAACGUAGAAGAGAAAAAAAAAAUACAAUUUUAUUUUAAAGAGAA
Messenger RNA from Armigeres subalbatus, 1390 nucleotides. RefSeq names its product nuclear inhibitor of protein phosphatase 1 (gene NiPp1). NCBI's taxonomy places the organism in Eukaryota, Metazoa, Arthropoda, Insecta, Diptera, Culicidae. Gene Ontology annotation, cellular component: nuclear speck. The coding region runs from base 155 to 1234 and encodes 359 amino acids. The transcript is spliced from 6 exons. Gene Ontology annotation, molecular function: protein binding; protein serine/threonine phosphatase inhibitor activity; mRNA binding. The record is from RefSeq and is a predicted model, not a curated record.